CACUGGGCGGCUAGAUUACAGCGCGUUUUCGGUCCUUUACAACACGCGCGGACAACAUUUGAUGCCGAGCUGUAAUAGCUGAAAACUAAUUUUUUAAUUUUGUAUACGCAUCGUUUUCAAGAACAUCAGCAACAUGGCCACGGCGGAAGCUCAAAUCGGUGUGAACAGAAACUUGCAGAAGCAGGACCUCAGCAACUUGGACGUUUCCAAACUUACGCCCCUUUCACCGGAGGUCAUCUCGCGCCAGGCGACCAUCAACAUUGGCACUAUCGGUCAUGUGGCCCACGGCAAAUCCACGGUGGUCAAGGCCAUCUCCGGCGUACAGACGGUGCGUUUCAAGAACGAACUGGAGCGCAACAUCACAAUCAAGCUGGAACGCUUAAGCGAAAAGAAAAUCAGAAAACUGUUGAGCUCUAGGCAGCAGCGACAGCAGUAUGAGAUCAAGCAACGUUCCUACCUGCGGCACAUGGCCGAAUUGCGGCGCCACAGCCGGUUGCGCUGGAUCUGCUUGAUGCCAGCCCCAUCCGCCGUGCUCAACAUGGAUAGACGAUUCAGCCGCCGCAGCAGCAGCCAGGCCUCGCUGAGUCCCAGCAACAGCAGCGGCUAUGGCAGCGUCUUCGGAUGCGAAGAACAUGACGUGGCCCAAUCUCAUGGCACUAAUCUAAAACGUCGACGUAACAGCAGCUCUAGCACACCUACUCCCAAUUCCAAGCGCUCCAAAAACAACCAGGGACUUGUGGUCAAGAAGCCGCCCAGGGGGGAGUACAUUGUGGAGCGCAUAGAGUGCGUGGAGGUGGAUCAAUACCUGCCCGUUUUCUUUGUCAAAUGGCUGGGCUACAGCUCCAGCAAAAACACCUGGGAGAGCCUUGCCAACUUGGCCGACUGUGCCCAAAUGGAAGAGUUUGUGGAGCGGCACCAGCAGCUGUACGAGACAUACAUAGCCAAGAUAACCAGUGAACUUGAGGAGCAGCUGGAGGCUUUGCCGUUAAUGGAGAACAUCAAUGUGUGCGAAGUGGAUGCCUAUGAUCCCCUCACUCUGCAGCUUGACCUCAUCCUACUGGCCCAAUACCGGGCGGCCAGCAGUCGCAGUCAAAGAGAGCCGCAGAAGAUUGGGGAGCGAGCCCUGCGAGGCAUGCAGCUCAAGCGGGCCCAAUUUUUGCGACGCAAGCAGCUGCUUGACCUCUCCAAGUUCGAGGAGCGCAUGAACCUCGUGGAGCAGCCGUCGCCUCGAAUACGAGUUGAAAACAACGUGGAUCUGGAUACCAUAGACAACAAUUUCAUGUACAUACAGAAGAACAUAAUCGGCGCAGGUGUGCCGAAGCCGGAAGCGGGGCUUCUGGGCUGCAAGUGUGAAGGUGAGGAGGGCGGAGAAGAGUGCGCCGCCUCUACGAAAUGCUGUGCUCGCAUGGCCGGCGAGCUGUUCGCUUACGAUCGGAGCACAAGGCGUUUGCGCCUGCAUCCCGGCAGUGCUAUCUUCGAGUGCAAUAGUCGCUGCUCCUGCAAGGCAAGCUGCUCCAACCGCCUGGUUCAGCACGGCCGACAGAUACCGCUGGUGCUUUUCAAGACAAGCAAUGGCAGCGGCUGGGGAGUGCGCACCCCUACUGCGCUGCGAAAGGGCGAAUUUGUGUGCGAAUACAUCGGGGAGAUUAUCACCAGCGACGAGGCUAAUGAGCGCGGCAAGGCUUACGACGAUAAGGGCAGGACGUAUUUGUUCGAUUUGGACUACAACACGGCCCAGGAGAGCGAGUACACAAUCGACGCAGCAAACUUUGGCAACAUCUCGCACUUCAUCAACCACUCGUGCGAUCCCAAUCUAGCCGUGUUUCCAUGCUGGAUCGAGCACUUGAAUGUGGCCCUUCCGCACCUUGUAUUCUUCACGCUGCGGCCAAUCAAGGCCGGCGAGGAGCUAAGCUUCGACUACAUCCGCGCGGACAAUGAGGACUUGCCCUACGAAAACCUCUCGACGGCUGUGCGCGUAGAGUGCCGCUGCGGAGCGGGCAAUUGCCGGAAAGUCCUCUUCUAAGCGGACAAGAACUUUCCCAUUUUUUUAUGAUUUUCCUUGAACUACAUUGAAUUGAAUUUUUUAGCACCUAAGUUAGACCUUGCUAGCCAUCUAAUGCAAAUUUUACUUUACAAACAGUUAAUGGCAUUUUAAUUAUUUAUUUGUUAAUUGCUUGCACUGCCGAAUGCCGAUUAUGGAUGGAUUUGAUCUUUGUUAAGUUUGAUCAAGGCUUGACUAGAGAAUUAAUUGAAAAUUUUGUAUAAAUUGUACAUGUAAUUUUAUACAUUUCAUUACUUGUAUUAUUGAAAUAGGUUACAGUAGUGUUUUGACAAACACCUUUACAAAGUGCUGAAAUUAUGUACGGUAUUAUGUGUAUAACUGAUUUCAAAAUAAAUAUCUUUCAAUAAUUAA
Messenger RNA from Drosophila gunungcola (fruit fly), 2413 nucleotides. RefSeq names its product eukaryotic translation initiation factor 2 subunit 3 (gene eIF2gamma). The transcript has 3 exons. Gene Ontology annotation, biological process: formation of translation preinitiation complex; positive regulation of translational fidelity. Lineage: Eukaryota; Metazoa; Arthropoda; Insecta; Diptera; Drosophilidae. Gene Ontology annotation, cellular component: eukaryotic translation initiation factor 2 complex; nucleus; cytosol. The record is from RefSeq and is a predicted model, not a curated record. Bases 134 to 2023 code for a protein of 629 amino acids. Gene Ontology annotation, molecular function: translation initiation factor activity; zinc ion binding; GTP binding.